Cydia strobilella is the source of this 780-nucleotide messenger RNA. Its product is annotated as meiotic nuclear division protein 1 homolog. Gene Ontology annotation, cellular component: nucleus. Bases 1 to 507 code for a protein of 168 amino acids. Gene Ontology annotation, biological process: reciprocal meiotic recombination. The transcript has 4 exons. Lineage: Eukaryota; Metazoa; Arthropoda; Insecta; Lepidoptera; Tortricidae. Gene Ontology annotation, molecular function: double-stranded DNA binding. The record is from RefSeq and is a predicted model, not a curated record.
AUGUCUAAGAAAAGGGGACUUAGUGCUGAAGAGAAGAGGACUAAGAUGUUGGAGAUAUUUCAUAAUAGCAAGGAUUUCUUUCAGUUGAAGGAGUUGGAAAAAAUAGCACCGAAAGAGAAAGGUAUCACCAUGCAGUCAGUAAAAGAGGUGGUGCAGAGUUUGGUUGAUGACCAUUUGGUGGACUCAGAGAAGAUAGGAACUUCCAUUUACUUUUGGUCUUUCCCGAGCAAAGUCAAAAAUGCCAAGAAAAGAAAACUCAAUGAGAUGCAGAAUGAACAUGCAGAAUGUACAAAAAAACUGAAAAAGACUGAAGAGGCCAUAGCAAGUGAAUCUAUUGGUCGUGAAGCAACUGAAGAAAGAACAGACAUAUUGAAAUCUUUAGAAGAGAUAAAAAAACAAGAAGAGGCUUUAAAGAAACAAUUGCAGAAGUAUAGAGACUCAGAUCCUGAGUACAUAGCUCAAUUAAAGACUGAAAUUGAGGUUAGAGAUACAUACAUGAUGAGGUAAAAUUUGCUAAAAAGUCGGAUGUUCAGUAACUAAGUGCAUUUUUAUGUUCAGGAUUUAAAGACUGCGGCCAACCGAUGGACAGAGAACAUUUACAUUCUGAAAUCCUACAUGAAGAAUACAUUUCAGUGUGAAAACGAAGUCAUCGAUCAGAUGUUCAACAUUCCUCAGGAUUUGGAUUACAUCGAAUAGUUAUUUGUUAAUGUUAUGUUACCUAAAUAUUUGCUUUGCCAAUCAAUCUCGAGUAAGGUUAUGAUUAUAAAAAGAAUACCAACC